AUCAGCUUCGUAUAUUAACCUUUAUCUAAAGAUCUAGAGAAGGGAAGACAGUUGUAGCGUCACCUACUUUCUAUACCCAGGGCGAAUGUUGUGCUUUCAUAACUAAAAUGAACAAAGUAAUCUGUGUGUUGUUUACUCUGCACAUUCUUCUUGUGGCUGGAACUGAAAAUCACGUCGAAAUAUCCAGAGUGCGUCUAACGAAGUACACCAGGGAACGCCCAUCGCUAAAUCUUGGAGAUGAGGAUCUUUCUUACACCCUCGAGUGUAUGUACACAGCACCUCGUAUGAGCAUCACUAAAAUAGUAUGGACUUUGGAAGGCUACGAUCAUGAUGUUUACACCUGGGAUGCAACAAGUAACACGGUGACUGUUGACGAGCCUCUCUUAGGACACGUGGAAACAGACACAGAUGACUAUCGAGUCGGGCCCAAUAUUCAUUUCAAAACUCCCAACAGUCGACUGAGGGGAACUUACACGUGCGUCAUCUUCCAUAAAGUGGUGGAACAAACGGUCAAUCCGGUUGUUUAUGAGUUCGACCUCAAAAUGUAUUACUUCGACAACACCCCUUACGAGAUGUCAGCAUCCUUGGAAGGAUGCGACGUCCUGUGGUCCUACUCCAGCAACUUCCUGUAUCCGAAACCCCACGUCAAAUGUGGGUUCUGGGACAAGGACGUAGGCCGAUCCUUAAGCACGGUUGGAGGAGGGUUGAUGUUUCGACAGAGUCCUUCAGGUAUCUGGCAGGUCCUCAUGAAGCAGACGAGAGUCAAGGUUAAGGACAUCCCACGGGGCUCUCUGUUCUACUGCACUGUGGAUCUGCCAAUAGCCAACUUCACCUACCACUUGGUGCUUCAGAGGAAUGAAGACACAGAAGAUGUUUAUCGGGAAAUUAACAGGAAGGGAUGCCCCGUCAUCGAGCACGAGAGCCCCUACCUGAAGACGCGAAUCCAGAACUGCAAGAAGAACUGCCGUGACGAGUGCAGCCAGAAGCUCUCAAGGUAUCCAGUUGUGACUCAGUUCUGGUGCAGCGAGAACCAUUACGCCUACUGGGAGAAGAACCGGAGCUCUUCCAAACAUUGGCACUUUGAACCCACCUGCGAACCUCCGGAGCACGUCUGGCACGCUGACAGAUUCAGCGCUCUUGCCCUAGAAGACAUACCUCUCUGUCUUAACACUGGCCCUCCAAUAUCCUGUAGCAGUAACCAGAUGAUGCUUCUCGUCUCAACGUGUCUCGUCCUGAUUGCAUUUGUCAUCAAAAGAGACAAUUAAAUUCGUCUUUUCACCUCAGGCGGUCAUACUCAAAAUGACCGCCACUUUCGCCAACCCGUACUGUUUAUUUGUUAAUACUCUUAAUAUUAUGGUACAGUAGAUUCACAUCAACCAUGCAUUUGAUGUCUAAGUAUCCCUCAGGAGAGGUAAAACAUACAUCCUGCCUAUGUGAACUCUCGAGCGAGACUGAGAGUUUCCAGCCCUGUGAUUGGCUUAUCAACAGACAUCAGAUGCACGGGUGAUGUGAAUCUGCUAAAGUAAUAUUACUUUAUUAGCAUUAAUAGGAAACGGCGUAGCAGCAGUCAUAACAAAUGUUAUUGUUCAUGUUAUGCACGAGUGAGUGCUGAACAGUUCUGAAUCCCGACUAACUUAUUCAUUAGUAUUCUAAAAAUAAAAAAAAUAGGAAA
Messenger RNA from Macrobrachium nipponense, 1672 nucleotides. RefSeq lists its product as uncharacterized. Bases 108 to 1265 code for a protein of 385 amino acids. The transcript has 8 exons. Lineage: Eukaryota; Metazoa; Arthropoda; Malacostraca; Decapoda; Palaemonidae. The record is from RefSeq and is a predicted model, not a curated record.